This is a messenger RNA of Paramecium sonneborni, 671 nucleotides long. NCBI's taxonomy places the organism in Eukaryota, Ciliophora, Oligohymenophorea, Peniculida, Parameciidae. The record is from the annotation of a GenBank genome assembly.
AUGAAAUUAAUGCUCUGGAUUAUAGUGUUUUUAGGUAUUGUGCAAGCGAUUCCUAAAAAGCAAAUAUAGAUUCAUACUAAAUUCAAUACUCCUAUUAAUGCUCAAGAUGUUAAAUUAAGUGAAGUAGAUUUAGCACUUUACUAAAAUGAUAUGCAAUAAAUUGGUUAAAAGAAUCAUUUGAAUACUGAAAUUACAAAUUGGAUGCAGGCAAAAACAAGUAUGUUAGAAUAGAUGACUAUUUUUUACAAUAACCUUUAAAUAUUUUUGUCUUUGUAAUAAUAAAUUGGAAUUUUAUUGGUUUGUGUGAUAUGCUUUGCAUUUUAUUUAAUGGUUAAAUCAGAAGAUUAAAAUAUCAAAUAGAGAAAAUAGAAUACAAAAAAGAAACAAGAUAAUUCUUAACAAGAAGUAAUAGUACAAAUAUUAACUGAAUCUCUACUUGUAAAAGAAUAGUUUCCACUUCCAUAAGUUUCAACCAUAAAUGGAUCUCUUCAUUUCGAAGAAAGAGUGUUUUUAUUAUAAUUAAUAUUUUUAGAAAUAAAUCAGCUGAUUAAAUGAAAAACAAAAAGUAAUUUACUCCACUUAAACGAUCAAAUUCUCAGCCAAUUAUUUAACCAAAUUUACCUGAUUAUUCUGCAGAAGAGAUUAAUAGUUUAUUAAAGGACAUUGACUGA